AUGGCUUCGCCCUCUGUCGGGACCCCUGACGCCAGUACUCCUAGGCUCGGCGCCACCAAAGACAAGAACUGCCGCUUCUGUGGCCAGGCCUUCACCUCUUCCUCCCUCGGCCGGCACCUCGAUCUCUACAUCAGAGAAAAGAACCCGAAACUGCCCGACGGUAUCCACGAUGUCGAUGAGAUCAGAAAAAUGCGAGGCGGCAUCACCAGACGACAGCCGCGGGGCUCUACCGGCGGCAAACGAGAAUUCAGUGGUACUCCUGCUGGAACACCCAAAACAAACCCCAAAAGGAAGAUUCGAACGACCUCGACUCCCGGUACCCCCAGGCCAGCGCAGAUACCCAAAGACGGCCAGUAUCUGGUUGAUUCGACAUUGAGCAAGUUUCCUUAUACCGGCGUCAUUAACGAUAUUCCCCCCAAGGUCGCCGCCGAAAACGUACCAAACACGGAAGCCGUCAAACGUCCUGUUACUGGACGAACUGUCAGCAAGCAAGCGGCCCAAAAGGCUCAGUUCGAGUUGAAUCAGAAGCUGCAAGAUGCCAGGGACAAUGCCCGCGCCGGCGAACUGGCCCUGCUAGAAAUAAUAGGCUCUUGGAGAUCUGCAAAGCAAGAAAUUACCAACAGCUCGAAUCCGUUUGAUUUCGACCCUCUCUCUCUAGACUUCCCUGCUCUCACCUUGCAAUGUCUGAAACCGCCGCCAACACUUUUCUCGUCGACCCAGCACGCCACCUCGACGUCAUGGUCCGUUCAGUCGCCAGGCGAGCGUGAAUUCAGUGUCCUUCAGUUGUACUUUGAAGAUGCUUUCAAAGCCUGGAAAGUUACUUGUGCCUCCGCAACUACCGCCGCCACGGAGGAAUUGAUCAUGCUACCGAACGGAAGGUCAGCCUGGAAUCUCCAAGACGCUGUCCGAAAAGCAGAGCGUGACGCUUCCACUUUCGAAACACAAGUUGCCGAGCAUAUACAGUCUGCCUUUGCCGCAUGGGCUGCUCUGCCGGAGCAACGGCGGGACGAGCUCUGGGUGCUGGAACUGGCGCGUGGUGUCGGCAGAAAGCAAAAGGACCUUGACAGAUACAAGGAUGAGCAGCACCGCCUCAAACAGGAGAAUACCCAUCUCAAGACCCAGGUCGAACAAUUAAACCGACUGCAGCAACCCCGAGAGUUCAAGCUUUUGUCACCCACCACGUUCCCUGUAGAUCGGGAAUUGGUGGCGAAGGCCUACGGAGCGGGUGUCCGCGGCGCCAAGAGCAUUGGGUUUGACGUUGAAGACCGCCAGUUCGAUCUGAAGACUGUUGUUGAGAGGUCCAUUGGCCGAUGGAAAAGCGUCAUUACUUCAACUCGCAUCUCGUCAUCGGGCAUGAGUGCGCAAAAGCCUCUGGAGCCGCCCGAGAGCCCUGCCGCAUCGGGCAGCGCUGCAAGCCCGGCCCAAUCCCAGCAAGCGAGAUCCCACAAACCCUCCUUCGCCGAGUCGACCCAGCCGGGACCAUCCCAGGAUAAACGACCAUCCGUCGUCAGUACAAACGAUCACGAGAGUGAGCAGACGAGGCGGUCAGCUUCCAACACAGCUCCUCCCUCCGUGGCCGAGACGAGCGAUCGAGACGCUGACACUGAUGAGGACGCCGAUGUCGACGCCGAUGCCGACGCCGAUGCCGACGUCGAAGCUGACGCCGAUGCUGAUGAAGAGGCUGAUGAAGACGCCGACGCAGAGAUGGAAGACGACGACAGCUUCGCCAUGAUGAAUGCCUCCCCCAUGAAACAAACGCAGGCUCCCAUGCAGCAGCAAGCCGCGCAACUGGACGUGCCUAGGACGCGGGCCCAGGCCCAGCAGAUCUCCGGCGACAUCCGCUUCAUGAUGCCCAAUGCUAGCACCAGCCCCGCCACGCGGAACUCGAUGGGCAUGAGCCGCUCGAUGCCUGAUUUGGGCAUGACCAUGCCAACGAAUACUAUGCAAGAGAUCGGCAUGGCCAUGCAGGGCGUACAAAGGGACAUGUACAGGGACUGA
Messenger RNA from Cordyceps fumosorosea ARSEF 2679, 1998 nucleotides. RefSeq lists its product as hypothetical. NCBI's taxonomy places the organism in Eukaryota, Fungi, Ascomycota, Sordariomycetes, Hypocreales, Cordycipitaceae. The coding region runs from base 1 to 1998 and encodes 665 amino acids. The record is from RefSeq and is a predicted model, not a curated record. The transcript is spliced from 2 exons.